Molecule: messenger RNA, 1722 nt
Organism: Aspergillus ochraceoroseus IBT 24754
Lineage: Eukaryota; Fungi; Ascomycota; Eurotiomycetes; Eurotiales; Aspergillaceae
Product: aminoglycoside phosphotransferase family protein
Exons: 4
Coding region: 1-1722 (573 amino acids)
Cellular component (GO): mitochondrion
Source: RefSeq, a predicted model, not a curated record
AUGCUCCGAUUUUGGCGACAGUUGAGAUCCCCUUCGCCAGCAACCAUAUUUCUCCGACUCAGCUGCUCCCCUCUGCGCAGGCUAUUAGACAUGGCACACGAGCCUUGCCCAAUUUCACUACAUACCCUCCCAGACGACUCAUCCGAAGGGACAUAUUCGAAAGGGCCCACUCCAUGCAAUGAUCUUUAUUCUUAUACAGGUGGAAGGUGGCUUAAUCGGGACGAGCUCGAACGGAACUCUCGCCAGAUUCAGUUCGACUUCACUGCGCUCUGUGACAGGGCUAUUCGCGUAAGUCCUGGAGCAACCAAGGUUGUUGGGUAUGAAAAGCGAGAGGGUGGGUUCAAUAGAGUCUUUAUUUUCGCAAUGGACAAUGGUUCUCGUGUUGUUGCAAGGUUGCCGACCAGUAUUUCGGGCGCACCAAAGUUAACAACCAACUCUGAAGUCGCAACUAUGACAUAUUUGAAAACCAAGCUCUCGCUUCCGAUACCGAAAAUCCUAGACUGGAAUGAUGAUCAGUCAAAUCCAAUCGGCGCAGAGUAUAUCAUCCAGGAGCAUGUAAUGGGUGUCCAGUUGCACCAAAUGUGGCCCAAAAUGAAUUCAGAACAACAUAUGCUUUGCACAAAGACGCUUUCAUUGGCAAUUAAAAAGAUGGCAUCCCUGGACUUCCCAGCUUAUGGUAGCCUAUACUUCUCAGAUGCGCCGAUAGACCCGAACAGGAAGGUCCCCUUCGAGCAAGGCUUCUGUAUUGGGCCGAAUUGCAGUCCUGUUUUCUGGAAUCGGAAUCCAGGGGAACUUGAACUCUACGGUGGUCCAAGCCCUAACUGCGGUCCCUGGAAAGACCUUACAAGCUAUUAUCUAGGCUUGAUAGAAACCGGCUUCUCGCGGUUACCGAAGGAACCCGUCACCCACGAGCUGCUUCCUCAUCAAGGGUCGGUUGAAGAUCACAUUCGUUUAUUAAAAAUCAGCGAAGAAAUGAUGCAGAGGUUGGUUGAAGACAAACGCAUACAGGACGCUGCUACUCCAACUCUGCUUCAUCCCGAUUUUCACAUGAGGAAUAUUUUUGUGUCAGCCGAGGAACCAACUCUCAUUACUGGCCUAAUUGACUGGCAAUCUACAAGCAUUGAGCCUGCUUUUAUUUACGCCAACGAGACGCCCGAUUUCGCUGCGCUCCCCGAAGAAAUGGGCGAAGACCCAUUCAAGAGCGGACAUUCCGAGGAAAAGCCUCCUGGCUGUAAGGAACGAGAGUUGAAAGAUGCAUUAAUUUGUUAUCAGACAUAUGAUGUGUGCAUGAAGGGACUUGCACCUAAGUUACGCCCUGCAAGACUACUUGACCCGUCUUUGUUUCGACUCUUCCAAUACUGUCACACGACAUGGAGGGACAGUGCCGCAGCACUCCGCCAAGAAUUAAUUGAGCUUUCAGCUCGCUGGACAGAACUGGGACUACAGGGAGCUUGCCCAUUUUCUCCGACCGAAAAGGAGGUGAAGGAGCACGCUCGAGAGUAUGAAGAUUUUGAAACGUUCCAAAAACUUAAAUUAUGGCUAAAACACUCCCUCCAUACAAACUCCGAUGGGUGGGUUUCGAAUGAUAAAUGGGACGCCGCGAAAGAUGCUCAUCGCGCAGCGUAUGACCAAUGGAUGCAGACGGCCAGAGAAUCUGAGUCUCGUGGCGAGGGUCUAACAGUGGCAAAAGCGGACAAACUGUGGCCAUUUGAUGCUAGAUAA